AUGUAUACAAAACAAAAAAUUCGAUCACAAUCUGACCAAAAUACUCCAUUAAAUUCAAAUCAUGGUCAAUUAUUUUUAUCAUUGUUCAAUAAGCAGUCAACAAAAUACACACAUAUUACUAGUAAUAAUAACUAUUAUUCAAGGCAUUGGUAUACGAAUGGAACUUGGAAUACGCUAAAAAGAAAAUUUUCUAGUAUACUUCAUUUUGUAUAUUACAUCGAUAGUAAAAGAUGGAGAUAUUUGCCAAUACUUGGCAUAAUAUUUGUAAUAUUCUUAAUUAUUAAUGGAAUUCCAUCAAAGGAGAAUGUACAACAGCAAACAGGACUGGUGUAUUAUGCUGAUAAAAGAAUUUAUAUGCCGGUCAAAUAUCUUGGAAUUAAUCCGAAUAUAACAUCAGAAUUACCCCAAGGAAUCACGAUUUAUCAUGUAUCUAAAGAAUUUGAUUUUGCUACAGAAGGAUACCCGGGUAAAAUAGUCACUGGUCUUGUAAAAGCACAGGCUGCUAAUACUUCAUUGAACGUCAACAUAAUUAUACCGUAUUAUUCCUUUUUAAAAAAAAAAUAUCAAGCCACAAAAUAUGUUCAACUAGGAAUUAAAAUUCGUGAUGCCGAUGGUCAAUGGAAAUAUGCCCGUUUUUUAACUUCUAAAUUCGAGUUAAAAACUUCUUCAAAUGGGAAUAUUAAUGUUUUUAUGAUCGGAUCGACAAAAAAUUUGCCACCAUUCAAUCAAGCAUUCAAAAUAAAUGUCGCUGAUAAAUUGUAUACACCAAAAAACAAAUUUUCUUUAGAAUGGAGGGAUUUAUAUUUUUGUAAAGCUGCUGCUGAAUUCAUUACUUAUAGGAAUACCAUGAUUGAUACUCCCCUUUUUUCCAAACGAGAUAGUCGUGGUGUAGAUGUUGUACAUAUACAUGGUACAACAAAUGCUAUGGUCAUCGAAUUUUUAAAAAAUACCCAGAAAAAUUUUAAAGGAAAAGAUCCAUCAAUAGUUUAUACAUUGCACAAUUACUAUGAUGAUCAUCUUCAUUCAUAUGAUCUUAAAGACGUAGAUAAGUUCAUGGAUGUAAAAAGUAUGGAUCAAUUUGGGUAUGAAAAUUCACAGUACAUUCGUGAUAAUAGGUUAUUUGUUUCUUCGCUUGCUGUUGAUAAAUCACAGAUGGUUACAUUUAUGUCAGAAGAGACAGCUCGUGAAAUGGUAGAAGGUCCAUUGGAUUUCGAUUUUAAAGAACUUGUAUUACCAAAUAUUAUUAACAAGGCAAGCAUAGGACGUUGGAUUGGUAUAUCAUAUGGAUUUGAUGUCACAGAACCCAAUCCUUUUAAAAAUCGAAUUCUUGAAGAAAGCAAUGCGAUUUUUCCAGGAAAUCUUUAUACUUUAGACCCAUCAGAUAUAUAUGAUAAUGCCGUAAAUAUUUCUUCAAAAGAUUUGAUAGUUGUGUCAAAACUCAAUGCUAAGAAAUAUUUGAUUCAAGAAGGAUUACUGAGUGAAGAAGAUCUUGAACGUCCAUUGGUGUUAUUCGAAGGAAAAUUUGAAGUCACAGGAUUUCAAUUUUUUGUGGAAGCAGCAAGUACUCUAGCAACUUUAAAUGCAAAAUUUGUAAUAAUGGGUCAAAGAAAUAAUUAUCCAUCUUUAAAAUUAAAAAAAAUGAUAGAAAACUAUUCUGACCACUUGAUUAUUAUUUAUGAACCCGAAGCUCGUGAACAAUGGGAUGUUCAUCUUUAUGCGGCAGCUGAUAUUCAAUAUGUUCCGGACCUAUCAGAAGAUUUUGGAUUAGUUGCUGCAGAAGGUUUGUUAUUUGGUACACCGGUGGUUAGUUCUGAUAUCUAUAUUGGGGAUUUAAGUGAAAUUUUGAUAAAUAAGACAAUUGAGACAACAAAUUAUUAUAAUUCUUAUCUUUUUGAGUUAGAUGAAGAAUUUAUUGAUUCAUCAGUCAUAGGGUUGAAAUCUGCACUAACUGAUGCUGUUUAUGAUUGGAGAAAAAUGUCAAUGAAUCUAGUAGAACGUGAAUUAUUUGUUAGAGGAUUAAUCAAGGAUGCUUUAAAAUUAGAUUGGCGUAGAAUUGGUGGCCCAAUAGAACAAUAUAAAAAGGUUUAUAAAAUGGCAAUUUUACAGAUAACAGACACGUUAGAAAUAGAUGAAUUAUGGCAUUAA
Molecule: messenger RNA, 2145 nt
Organism: Dentiscutata erythropus
Lineage: Eukaryota; Fungi; Glomeromycota; Glomeromycetes; Diversisporales; Gigasporaceae
Source: the annotation of a GenBank genome assembly